Aspergillus campestris IBT 28561 is the source of this 481-nucleotide messenger RNA. RefSeq lists its product as uncharacterized. The record is from RefSeq and is a predicted model, not a curated record. The transcript has a single exon. Lineage: Eukaryota; Fungi; Ascomycota; Eurotiomycetes; Eurotiales; Aspergillaceae. Bases 66 to 365 code for a protein of 99 amino acids.
CUCGUACAGCACACUCGAUACGACAGAAGAGUGGCAAGAAAGAGAGGGGAAAACUGGAUUUCCCAAUGCCUACAUGUGCGAGUCUCCACCGAUCAACAGGGGAAGAAAAGAAGUUCGCUCGUCUUCCCCCUCCCCCCCCUUCUCCAGUAGCCCUGCAGUGCAGCAAUUGUGAUGUGCGCUGCUCGGCCGUUUCCAGGUUUGGGAACCAUGGCUGCGUUGUUCUUACGACCGUCCUUUUGGUUCAUACUACGGAUACCUUGGUAGUCUACCUGUUUACCUGGGUGCUAGUUGUUCUAUUGUGUGUCGUGAGCAUCUCUUCCUCUAGUCUCAGACACUGCGACUGCCGGUCACCGGUCACGAAUUGACAGCCUAACAGUAACUGGGGCGUCGCCAGGAGCGUCGCCUGGGGCCGCCUACCUUUCCUAUUAAUGCAGGAACCGGGAUGAUCGAGGAUGAUCUAGUGGGGGCACAAGUCUGGUUG